Messenger RNA from Odontomachus brunneus, 7149 nucleotides. RefSeq lists its product as uncharacterized. Bases 340 to 2940 code for a protein of 866 amino acids. NCBI's taxonomy places the organism in Eukaryota, Metazoa, Arthropoda, Insecta, Hymenoptera, Formicidae. The transcript is spliced from 3 exons. The record is from RefSeq and is a predicted model, not a curated record.
CUAUCUUUAUCUCCCUCCUUAGAUAUGCAACAUAGAAUAACAUAGAAUAACAUAGUAGAAUUAAAUAACGCUAAUAGUGAACUCCCCGAACGCACCCAAGACACGUGUGACCGAACGAAUGAGCGGAACGCUCCAACUCGCAGGAACGUUCGACUUAUGCCAACCGACAAGUGUAUUUUUAUGCUUACCGUGCCUAUCCGAAAAAGAAAUCGACCGCCGUAGAGGAAAGAACAAAAACGCCUCGUUCCUGUCACUACAAAUCGUGAGGACGCACUUUUUAUUGGAGCAAAAUGCCGAGUAUGAGCUGAACUGUGAACAGUAUCAAAUUUGUGACUUGACAUGGUGGAGAUGCAGUAUCAAUCAACACCUAAAUUCAUACCCAUAAAGUCUAACAUGUCUAACAUGUAUCUCAAUAUUUCGCCAGGAACAAGAAAAAGAAAUGGUGUUGGAUUAAGACUGCUGUUGCCAAAACCAAAUAAUAACAGUGUCCAAAACCAAAAACUGACAAUGCCUAACCUAAUACGCAAAAGUGAACUUGAGCCACAAAACCUAUGCUAUGAGACACCAUCUGUGUCAGAAACUAAAUUUCAAAAUCUUAAAGAUUCUAAAUUCAAAGUCGAAGACUUCAGAAAAAGGAAACAAGUGAAAAGAUCCUAUGUUAAUUGCAACAAACAAUCCCAAAUACCUGCAAUAAAUAUAAAUACACUGGAUGAGGAGGUUGAAGAUGCCAACUUGUUGCCUUCCAAGAGAGGCAACAAGAUGUCGGAAAUCACCUUGAUCCCUAUUGGAGCAAAAGUGUGUGGUUGUUCUGGACCAUGUGAGAUCAUCAUUUGUGAAGUAAUAGUGCAGCAGUAUGUGGAUCAGGAUGAAGUGUCGCUCAUGUUGGCAAUGAACAUCGAAGAAGAAGAAAUAGAUGCACAUGUGAUGAAGCAUUGCGACGACAAAUACUGCGAUGCGCUGAACAUCGACCACGACCGUUGUCGGAGAGGAUUGAUCGAGCUGUAUAGAUGUGACCAAUCGGAUGUAUGCGACGUUUGUCAAGAAACUAUGAAGGAUUGGAAAUCGCGGCUGUAUCAUGAGGGAUGCGAGAAGAAAAACGAAUACAGGCACAACAAUGUGAGACCAGAGCACCUGCUAAAGGACAGGUUCCGCUUGCGAGAGCUGCAGAUAUUAGAGGACUCGAGCGUAAGAAGAAGGAACAACUACUUGGACCCUGUCACUGGGCCCGCCUUGGCACUAGAAACCAUACGGAAUAACAAGGAACUGAUUAUUACUCCGUGGACGAGGCCAAAUCUGGAACCGGCUGUCACGACUACCACGGUAUCUAGCAACGCUCUGGCCAGCGUCAGCCAAGCUGUCGCGGUCAAUUCUCAAGCGAGCAAGCCGAAGAAUAUCGUCGAUAAUACGAUCAUGACUUCAGUUCGUAGCAAUGCCACAUUGUCUUCUAGUGGCACGUCGUUAUAUCCUAAACAGAAUGUAGCGCAACAGGCGGGUCCAGCGCUGUUCUCCAAUGCACAGCGGAACAUGUACAUCGUGACGUCGUCCAACACAACUCCUAUAUCGGCUGUACCUCUUCCACAGAAUCGGCACAAUUGCCGCCCAAACUCGAUCUCGUCUAUAACGCAACCUGCUACCGUGAAACCUAUAACCGUGCGGCCUGCAACCGUACGGCCUGCAACCGUGCAACUUGCAACUGUAAAAUCCACAACUGUGCAGCCUGCAACCGUGCAACCUGCAAUCGUACGACCUGCAACCAUGCAACCUGCAAUCGUACGGCCUGCAACUGUGCAACCUGCAAUCGUACGGCCUGCAACCGUACAGCCUGCAACCGUGCGACCUGCAACCGUGCAACUUGCAACUGUAAAAUCCACAAUUGUGCAGCCUGCGACCGUGCGGCCUGCAACUGUGCAGCUUGCAACUGUACAAUCUACAACUGUAAAACCCACAACUGUGCAGUCUGCGACCGUGCAGUCUGCAAUCGUACAGCCUACAACAAUGAGCAACUUGAUCGUGUCACAACCUCACGUUGCGACGAAUACGUCGGAUCAGCCUAAGCCGUUGUUGGCGCCGAUACGAGUGAUACCUAUAACCAACCUGAAGUCGGCGCCCUCCCUGUUACAUCGCCAACAGGGUAUUCCCAAGUUCUGCGUCAUAACGGGAAAUGUGAUCACCACGCUAACCGUGCCGAACACACAGGCUAUUCAAUCUAUCAUUGCCGCAAAUAUUGUCGCACAACAGGAAAAUGCUCCGAAGAUUCCGGAGAAAGCCAAACCACCGGCUUCCACGCAUCCUUCCACGCAGAAGCGACGCAUCUUUCCACAGAAACGAAUCCUCUCCAACAAACCCAACAAGCCCAACAAGCAGUUUUUCUGUGUCUAUUGCUGUAAAUAUUUUAGCACUGUGUGGUACUUCAAGAAGCACGUCGCGAGACACGAGAGGGAGAAACACACUCCUCGAGUCUCCAUCACGUCUCUCUAUGAUAAGCAUGGUAGAAAGACUCAUGUGAGUGAGAAACAAGAUGUGCGAGAAGUGCUCGACUACGACUACGACUGCGAUUCACCUUCUUCGAUUAAAAGUUCCACCGACAGAAUAAACGACGAAUUAGAACCGCAAGUACAGGUGGAAUAUGAUACUGAAUAUUGCGACGGAGACCUUGUGAACGAAACGAAUUGUACUACGAUUGGUGACACCAACCAAGUAGAAAAGAAGAAAAUAAAAUGCGAAAAGACGUUUGACAUUUGGAACGGAAAUAUAGAAAUAUUUAGAAACGGUAUUAAAAUAGAAGCGCAAGACGAUGUCAAUUUCGAAGAUUCAUUUUUCACGGAACAUCACGAUAUCGAAGAGUCGUCGUUCAACGAAAAUUAUAACACGGAGGAAAACAACUUCACAAUCGUUUCUGUAGGAAACAUUGACAGAAACGAACACUUCGAUAAGUUGUAAGAGGAGAAUGCUUUGAGAUGAAAUCAUCAAGGUAUUGCGCAUCUGAUACUUUUAAAGAUCGCUUGUUAAAUCAAAUUUGGAAACACAAACCCAUAUAGAUUUUUAUGAUUAUCACGACGUGAAACAAUCGAUAAUAAAAACUCUAAAAUAUUUUAAAUUUAUGAAGCAAAUAUACUGCAUCAAUAAUUAAAUUUACGUCAUUCAAUGAAAUGUUUUGUAUGGAUGCAGUAACAAAUUUACUAAAAGUUGUACUCAAAUUUUCAUAUAUUUAACAUGAUGUGUUGUUCAGAACAAAUUUUAAUAAUUUUUUUCUUAUCUCUUUAGCAUUUCUAUUUCGUCAUUCCAUGUAAUAAAUGUAAUUCCAUGUAUAUGAGUGCAUAUGAACCAUAAAAGUGCAUAUGAACUUUAAAAGAAAUCAAUCAAAAUAAUAUUUCAUGCAGUGUCAAUAUAAUACAGAAUUUACAUUAUUAUAUGAGAUAAAUUUAAUGAUGCAUUAUGUUUGCCUCAAAUAUAUGUGUAAUAAAAGUAACUGUAAAGUUUCAAUCAUUGAUUGUCUCACAUCGUGAUAAUCAUGAAAGUUUUGCCAAAAGAGGAUAAGCAAAAGAGGGCUGAUUUUCGUUUAAAAAAUAUAAUAUGAACUGUACAUGUAAUCUUGCGUUUUUUUUUCGGGUCGCUGAAUAUGAUAAUGGUAUUUUUAUUCAUAUAAAAAACCCUAUGGGAAAGUAGUUAAAAGUCGUCUUAAAGAGUUGAAAUGUUAUUUUUAAUAAUAAUUCGGUCAGUGAAGAUUUUGUUUCAAUUAUAGAAUUACUUAUAAUAUAGUUUUAUCAUUUUUUCAAUAGAAAAUUAAAAAAUGCUCAGAAAUGCUAAACUAUAAUACUAAACACUAUAAUAUACACAAUUAAAUAUAAUUAAACAAUUAGAACAAUCAUCACUGAAUUACUAUUUAAAGUAACUUAUUUCAACUCAUUUAAGGCAAAUUUUGACUGUUUCCUCUUAUGCGUUUAGACGGAUAAAAAUGUUACUAUCGUAUUCAGCGAUUAAAAAAAAAACGUAAAAUUACAUGUAUAUUACUUAUAUUACACUUUUUAGGUUAAAAUCGACCCAUUUUAUUUAUCAUUCUUUACGUGUCCAUCUAGAAAAAUGUAUCGAACCAAAAAAAUAUAUAUUAAUAUAGUUAUUCAUUUAUAAUGUAUUCUUAGUUGCUUGUAUGAUUUAAUAAUAUUGAGCCUCCUUUAAAGUUCUUAAUUGCUCGCCAUAGAUUUCUUGGUUGAUGACAUCAGAAGUAAAAAAAUUCCCAAAAUUCUUGCAAAAUACGUGGAAAUAUAUAAAAAGAUAUUAUAAAAUAACAUGAUUUAUUAUAUAGUAUAUAUGUUAUAUAAUCACAUUUUUAAAAUAUUCCGAGAACUCUUCCUUUGUUCCAAUAAUUUAUGUUUCCAUAAAUAUCUUUAAAAUUAACAUGACAUCUAACUUAGCUUCUACUAUGUGAUUUUGACACAUUAAUUGUAAAUGAAUAUUUAUUGAUUAUUGAAAGAGUUUUUUAAUUUGUCACAAAAAUGUACACAAUCAAUCAAAUGCCAUUCGAUGGACAUAUCUUUUCACUUUACUGUAUUUGGCAAGAAUUUUGGGCAUAUAUUUUCUCGUUUUUCUGCCAUUAACCAAACUAGCCACGGCGAAGAAACAGAGGCCUUGAAGCAUAGGUAAAUUUUAAAUUACACAAGAAACUUUGACACGAAAAAGAAAAUAGAAUUAUUUGUUUUGCCUUUCCAAAUGAACGUCUUUUAAACUUUAUUUGUACACUUAAACAUAGUCUCAUUAAUUGUUUUGUAAAUUGUUGUUGUCCCUAUAUUACUAAUGUAAUACUUUCUUUUACAUUCCUAAACUGCAUUUUGAUAUUCACUGAAAAUUUAUAGUGUAUGUAUAAAACAUAAUUUUCAGUACUGAAAGUGAAUAAUGGAAUGCAUCUAUAUAUAAAAAAUUCAGUAUGACGAAUUUAAUAUAUUUUAUGUAAUGGUGUACGAAUGUUAAUGAUGAAAUGUUAUUUUUUUGUAACAAUUUCUGAACAUAGCUAUGUAGUUAUAUAAAGGAUGAAAGAAAUUGUAAUUGUAUAUUUUCAAUAGUAUAAAGUUUUAAUAAUGAGAAAUACCGUUGUUAAACAAUAUACUCGUUUAAAAAGAAACUUUAGGAGAUCAACAAAUUUCUAGGAUGAUAAAAUUGAUUUUAUAAUUUCAAAAUUCUGCUAUAUAAAUAUUGUAAAUUUUAUCUAUUUUCUAACGAUAUAUACGAUGUAGAAAAAAUAUUAGGUUUGUUUGAUAUGCUGAAAUGUAGUACGACACUCGAAGCGCAUCAUAUUCGUAUAUUACAUUGUUUUUUAUUCUCAUUCAACGUAAUAACUUAACUCACCGAGUUGACUUUAAGUACUCGCUGCAGCUAUUUUUGAUUGUGACGUCAAAAGUAACAAAUAACACGUCGAAAAUUCUUGUGCGACAUUGAUAAAUAAAAAUAUACUUAUAUCAAAGAAUACUUUAGAUCGUUUGAGCAUGCUUAUAAAAUGUUCUAAAAACUAUCUUUUCCUUUCAACAGCCAAUAGAUAGUUAUAAAAUGAACGUGACAGAAUUAUGAGGGAAAAUAUGUUAGAGAAAUAUUUUUUCCAUGUUAAAUUUAUUAUCAAGGAAAAAUACUUUUCGGAAUAUUUUACAAAUAUGUUUAAGCGAUCAGAAGUAGUCUUUCGCAUAAAAUUAUUUUUUUCCUUAGAAAUGGCACGCAAUCUUAGCAUUUCACGUAUUCGUUUUCUUGUUUUUGACUCCAACAACUCAGAAUUGCACAGCGAGUAUCCAAGAGCUUUGAGUGAUCAAAGUAUAACAUCGUUCAUACAAGUGUUAGCGCGGAUCGGAGGUCGCAUAUCGUUGUGUAUUACGUAAGAUACGCAACGUAAAAUUACAAAUCGUUAUUCUCAAGUUAUAGAUUUUAUACAAAUUAUAUAUAAAUUAUAAAUUUUCCAAAAAACAUGACACUAGCUGCAAUCGAUCACACUGGAUGCCUUUUUAUUUUACAGUGCGCUUCACUUUACUCGAAAAGAAUAUGCAUUACAAUGCAUUGUGAAAAUGUGGCCCAAAACAGACUACAUUCUUCUCUAAUAUCGUGAUAUAGAUAUAUGCGCAAAGUAUAUUUAUUUAUAUAAUUUUAUAAUUAUUUUGUGCGAUGUAUCAACGUAUUAUUCGUUCUUUAGAGACAAUCAUAUACGGCAAACAUUUUAGCAUUGAAACAAACGAAUAGUAAGCGUUAUUGUUUAAUUGCGGAUAUCUUGCGUUCGGUGAGUUUUUUUGUUUACGGAACAUUUAGCGCAAACGGUAUGAAUGAUGUGAAACUGUGAGAUGCGUUUGACGGCAAAAUGUGACCUCUUACAUUGUGACGCCUUGUGAAGUACAAUAUGAAAUGUUCUGUCCUGCUGUUACAAUGCAAACGUGUGUGCAAUGGCGACGUGCGUUUGUUUAAUGAUGUAAAUAAUGUUCCUGAAUGCGAUAGUUCGAGAAGGAAUUGUGUGCCUUGUGAGACCCGAGAGAUAUUUUUGCUGAUAUAGUCAUAUUUAUUUUUUUUAUAGAUUUAUUGACACAACGCCUGUAGCAAUGAAUUCUAUUGGGAUAUGCGCUUUUCACAUUUUCUUCUGCAAUUAAGGAAACGAAAAUAUAUUUGCAACGCAAAUAUUGAAAUAUAGUAAAAAUGUGUCAUUUGGCGUUUAUCAUGAUUAGAUUAGUGUUUCAGCGAAUCUCUCCAGGUAGCGAAUAGAUUAUAUAUGUUUCAUUUGUAAAAUGUACACGUUCCUGAAGUUUAAGCACUUUGCGAUGUAAUUUUAAUGUUUGUUAUAAGAUAAAAUAUAAAAGCGUCUUUUUUUGCAAUCUGCUUUACAACACUGUAAUGCACAAGCAUAAAGCCUGUAACACAAAUAUAAAAAAGAAAAGGCUAUAUUUUAUUGCAAGUUCCAUGACGAAAUGGACAUAUUAAUUAACGAUUGAGGAUAUUUUGGCUAUAAUAAGUAUUAGUUCUGUUUUCAAUAUUUAAGAGAUGUUUAAUAUAGUUAAGAAAAUUCCAUAUUUUUACUCCUUUAUCGAUAUUUAUAAUAAAAUAUUAUAUUUAUAAUGAAAAUUCAUUAAUAAAAUAUUUCCUUUGAUAGCAAUUUAUUAAUAUACAUUAAUUACAGAAAAAUAAUAAAAU